GCUGGUCUGCCUGGAGGAACUCUCUGUGCUGCUGCCGGGCUCCGGAGCCCAACGCUGAUAACGAAAGUAUGGGUGGCAGGCUGAGUAGGAAGAAGAGGGGCUACAAUGUGAAUGACCCAAAAGACAGCAAACCUGUUGCAGAGUCCACUGACCAGCCUGAGGUGAAACAAGAUGAGCCUGAAAGCAGGGAUGUUUCCAAGGAACAGCUCAAGACUCCAGCAGCUGAGCUGCCUGACCAGCAACCAGAUGAGGCCCCCAAAACAACGGGUGAAACCACUGCAGGAAACCAAACUGACCUGACCACUGUGACCAUUGAAGGCAAAGCAGGCAUUGAUCCUCAGGAUAAUGAGGCUGUACAUUCUUCAGAGGCACAACAGAGUGCAACCUUUACAAAUUCUGUAAAACCAACAGAAGAAUUGAGCCAGGAGGAGCAUCUAACAAAGGCUGAAGUUGAGAGCUCAGUGCCAGGUAUUGGCUCAAGUGCUGCAGUUCAUGUGCCAGUGCCUAGUGAAGAGAAGCCAAGUGAUAUGGUGGCAGUGUGCAGCCCAGAUGGAGAAGCCCAGGAGGAACCAACUCUGGGCACAGGGAGUGUGGCUGAAGUGUCAAAUCUGCCAACUGAGGAGAGAUUCCACUCUGACCAUCCUGCACCAAACAUCAUGGAAGACAGUCAACAAUCACACUCUAGUGUGAGCCCAGAUGCCAAAGUAGAAACUGGCCAAUUUCCUGAAGAAAUUGCUGAGAUGUCUAUGCAAGAGUUGACCAAAACCCAGGAUAGUCUUUCCCAACAACCUGCUGUGAAAGAACAAGCUGAAAGCUCUGACCUAGAGAUCAAGUCUGAGCCUGGAGUCGAAAAUGUGCCACAUGAGGACAAGACACCGAAAUUGUCUGAAAUAACAGAAGAAACUGCUAUUGAUGUUGUCUUGAAGAAUGAAAUGGCCAAAUGUGCAGAUCUAGAGAAAAAUGUUCUUGGGCCAUGCAGUAAGGAUGACGUUCAGGAAAAGCUGGUGAGUGAGUCUAUUCUCACCACUGUCCAAAUAGAAGCUGAUAUAAAAACAGAAACCGAGAAUUCUGACAAUUUGCAAGAUGGCUCUGCUCAAGGACUCACUACUGAAUUGUUAGAUCAAGACCAAGUGCUGGAAGGUUCUGGAAAUCUAUCUGUAGACACUUUGAAGGAGAACAGUGUACCAGAAAGUGUGACUGAUGUAGUUCCAGCAGAUCCAAAGGAUCCUGACACUGACCAUGCACCAGAGAAUACUUUCCAUGUAGUCACAAAAUCGCCAGAUUCCAUGGUGGCUGAAUGUGCUCCAGAGCUGAUUACUCCAGUAACUGUGAAGGAAGUGAUCCCAGCAAGAUCUCCAGAUCCUACAGCAGUGGAAUGUGCUCCCAGGGCUAGCCCAAAUGUAGAGGAGGAAGUGCCUGAAACCAUGAGUGAGCCAAUUCCAGAACUGAGCUGCCAAGACCGUGCAGAAGUAGCCCUGCUUAACAGCAGUUCUGAGAAAAUACCGGCUAUUAAGCUCACUGUCUGUACAGAAGCAACACAGGAAGAGAAAGUAGAAAUGGAUACAGAACUAAUGACUAAGGAGUCUACGGAUGUUUUUGACACCACUGAUUCAGAUCUCCAAAAUGAAGUGCCUCCUGAGAAACAGUCCACUUCAUUCUCAACUGAAUUGUCUUUGGAUCCAGAAAUUGUGGAAGUAGGUAAAACUUCAGAGCUUCCUGUCACAGAAUCCAGAGGUUCUCCAGAUCUUGGAGAACAAGGUCCAACUGAUCUGACCAAGACAGAGGCUGCUGUUUCUACAGAAACUGAAAAUGGGUCAGUGGUGGAUGGUGGGAUAAGCCAAAGUGAAAAGACCUGCCUUGGUGAGACUCCUGUUUCUAAUGGGACCCCUUUAGAUACUGAAGUGGGAGAUUUCGGCAAAUCCAUAAGCCAAGUUGAAGUGAAUGGUCAAAAUGAACCUGCUGAAGAGUAUCUUGAAGACCAGAAUUGUGAUGUGAAGAGUGACCCAACAAAAUGUAAAUCCAUUGAGCAAGUCGAUGGAAAUCGAUCUCUAGAGGAACCUGAUCAAAUCUUGGAUUCGGGGCUGAGUAGAUCUGACCACGAAAUGGGAAUCCAAAGCCAUGAACUACUUAGUGAAUAAACCAUCUAUGGAAAGUGGAAGAUGUGGAAUUCUGGAUCUUAUUCAAACCAACCGCAUCUAGGUUUGAUUUGAGGAAAGACUGAGCUUAACUGUGCUGCAAGUGGGGGACACUUUUUUAAACCUGCAGUAUAUAUGAAUUUGCCUGGUUCCAUCAUCUAUCUAUUUAUCUUACAGAUGACUAAAGAUCAAUGAAGACCCAGCCUUGUGCCAAGAGAGUGCUUGGGAUGCAAGCUGUCAAAUGAAUACUUUUUUAGGCAUGUAAAUGCUCCAGUGAUUUAAGAGAUGCACACUUGAAUAGUUGAGGUAACUAAUCUUUAACUUGACCUGUUUUGCAAGAUCAGUUGUAACUAAUUGGAUAAUGUGAAGGUUUUAAAAUUUAAAUGCUUUGGAAACUUAAUAAA
Messenger RNA from Hemiscyllium ocellatum (epaulette shark), 2539 nucleotides. Its product is annotated as polycystin-1-like protein 3. The record is from RefSeq and is a predicted model, not a curated record. Bases 69 to 2138 code for a protein of 689 amino acids. The transcript is spliced from 2 exons. NCBI's taxonomy places the organism in Eukaryota, Metazoa, Chordata, Chondrichthyes, Orectolobiformes, Hemiscylliidae.